Molecule: messenger RNA, 6498 nt
Organism: Gopherus evgoodei (Goodes thornscrub tortoise)
Lineage: Eukaryota; Metazoa; Chordata; Testudines; Testudinidae
Gene: QSER1
Product: glutamine and serine rich 1
Exons: 13
Coding region: 228-5477 (1749 amino acids)
Source: RefSeq, a predicted model, not a curated record
UCGCCGACCCGCUGGCUCCAGCCGCCGCCGCGCAGCCAGCCGCCGCCGCCUGGGCCUACGAGCGAGGCGCGGGCAGCCUCAAGCCCAGCUUAAGCUAUGGAGGAGGACAUCCAUCACACUCGGAAACGGAUCUUCUUCACAGACAGACAUAUGCAGCUUCUCAUCAGCUUCCAGGAUAUGCUACCACCCACCAUCCUACUGGUCUUUCUGGAAUAUUUGAUACUAGUAUGCACAGUGCUGGAAGUAACACUAAAGAAACUUCAGUUAUGAACUUUCUCUCUGCAAUUGAGUCUCGCACUGCUCAGGCUGCUGCUUCAGGAGCUACCCUUUUACCACAAUUCAGGGCUCCAUCAUGGCAGACAGGUAUGCAUUCCUCAGCAGCAACAGAACUAUUUGUUACUGGAGCAUUGCCAACCUCUGGAACAUUUCCACCAACAUCUGCAUUAUCAGCUUAUCAGCAUCCCAAUUCUUUCAGCAGUAGAAACUUUGCUACUACUCCAUCUCUCACACUUCAAGAUGCAACAUUCAGUGCUACAUCAAAUGGUCUUUUAACUGCUCAUGACCCUUUAUUGCAAAUCAAGACAUCACAAGGCACAGUUCCAACUGCUUUGACAUUUGAGCGCUUAGGCAGCUCUGUUUUAAGUACCAGCAUACCACCUCAGUCAUCAACGUACCGUUCUGCUCAAGAGUCCGCACCCCAUCUCUUGCAACCUCAGUUUAGUUUGUUGCCUUCAACACUUGGAGGAGCUCAGCAGGCUUCUCAGGCAUAUAGCACAUCUGUCUUUUCUGGUUCUACUGCCUCCAUUGAUAGAGCACUUCAGCGAGAAUGUAGUGUUAUUAAACACCAUCAGCGGCCUUCAAGUACACAGUCUGUUCAGGCACAACUGACUGGUUCACAGCAUUCCUUACACAGUUAUUUAUCAAAUACAAGUGGAGUUAAUUUUCAGGAUACAUCCAGGCAGUCAGCACUGCCCUGCAGUCCAGUUGGAGAUGCUACUCAGGUGAGCAAUGGAGGAUCACAACAGAAGACCUCUCAAGUCUCAGUGGAACUUGCUCAGUCCUAUACAUCUGCAGUUCCAUCACCUGGUUUCCCAUCUACUUCUACAGCAAAAGCAAAAAACUGUUCUACAAAGCAGCUAUCAAGGUCAACAAAGACACCCAAACCUCAAAAUGUAGUCUCUCCUGUGCAGACACAAAGCUAUUCCAAAACUGCACAAAACCAGAGUUCAGUAAUAGCAGGCCAAGCACAAAUCUAUUCUACAGCACAGCUACCAAGUCUGUUGUCAGUCAGCCAAUCCCAAAACUAUGUUUCCACACAGUCACAGAAUAUGCCAUCUGUCAGUCAUUCACAAGUUUUCUCAUCUAGCAAGGUUGAGAAACUGCCCUCAUUAUAUAAAACACUGACUUUUUCUGGGCAGUCGCAAACUAUAACUUCUGAUAGUCAGACAACACUAAGUUACUCUGCAGAUCAACAGGUAUUAACUUCAGUUCCAAAUGAGAACUACUCUGGUCAGACAAGGGAUCUUUCUUCAGUUAGCCAAUCUCAGAGUUAUUCUUCUAAUCACUCUCAGGGUUUAUCUCCCGUUAACCAAUCACAGGUUAGUUAUUCAUCUCAAUCACAGGUUUUGUCAGCUGUUAGUCCUUCAGAAAGUUAUACGUCAGGGCAAUCUUUAACAUUAACUUCACCUUCUCUUCCAUUUUCUUCCUCCCCUCGUAUUCAAAAUUUGUCAGCCUCAAGCCCAAACCAGAACUAUAUUUCUUUACGUUCUUCUCAGAAUUCUCAGACACAAGAAUCAUCUUCUCCACAGUCUCAAAAGUUUUUGACAGCUGUUCAGUCUCCUACUUUUGCAUCCCCAGCUCAUUCACAGACACUGCAGAACAAUAGAUCUUCCUCAGAUACAAAAACAUAUGUUAAAAGGAAAUCUGACUCUAACUUGUAUGCUUCAUCAAAACAGGAAGAUGAAUUGUCAAUGCAAGAUUUACAGGCAUUACAACAGCAAGCUUCUCUUGAAUCCUCUACCCAAAGGCUAACUGAUAGUGAAAUUAAUGCUCAGGACGCUGCCUAUAGGGUCUCAAAGGCAGAUGACAGAUAUUCUCAAAGUGUAAUCAGAAGUAAUUCUCGUCUUGAAGAUCAAGUCGUUGGGCUUACUCUUCAAGGGUCAAAAAAAGACGAGAGGAUGGUUGGUUCUGUGGCACAGCUUACUCAGCAGAUUGGCCAUAUCACUAAUGUAAUAAGCCAUGAUAUUAAAAAGGCAGCUAAUUUAAUGCAGACAACACAAGUAAGUGUAAAUGCUAAAGAACUAAACCAGCAGCAUUCUCUUAUGCAUAAGGUACAUGAAACUAAGGCCCAAGAACAGCAGGGCCAAGUCAUUAGCACAUCAUCACAGAUUCAAGCUCAUGCCUUGAGGCAUGGCAAUCAACUAUGUUUGCCUAAUGCACAAGUACUUCUGGAAUCUGCCUGUGACUUACAAAUUCUUCAGCAGUCAAUACUGCAGUCAGGCUUAGGACAAGCAAAGGCAUCUCCACAUGUGCGACGAAUACAGAGUCCUCAGCAGGUAGCACAUCAGUUCCUUCAAAUGGAUGGUCACAUUAUUCAAAGUAAUGGGGGUCAUUCUCAGCAACAGCUUCAUCCUCAAAAUGCAGAAGUUAUUAAAAUGGACAUUUCUGAGUCCUCAAAACCACUACAGCAACAUAUGACAUCAAAAGACCAUUUUACUCAACCAAAUCAACAUGAAUCAAAGAAUCAGUUUGUUUCUCUUGGUUCGAUAUGUUUUCCAGAGUCUAUGCUUCUCAGUGAUGAGAGGAAUAUAUUGUCUAAUGUAGAUGACAUCUUAGCAGCAACAGCAGCAGCAUGUGGGGUCACACCAUCAGAAUUUGCCAAAUCCACAUCUCAUGAAGAAGAAAUUCAAUCUGUUGAAAACGGUGAUGAUUCCAAAUCUCAGUUCCAGUCAAUAGGUGUACGUCACAUAUCUCCUAGUUUUAGCUCCUCACCCACUGUAGUUGGAAAACCACACAGCAUAAAUAAUAUUUCUCUAAAUGGAAGCCACGUUACUAUAAACCUUACAACAGUGUCUACAAUACAAUCAAAACAUGUGAUCCUUGAUCAACGUAUGGAAACUUCUGAUCAAAACAUAUCAACUAGAAUGACUUCUCCAGGCCUCGGACCUAGUCAGGAGGAGCAAGAACAAGGUUCUGGCAAAGUUAAGAAACAGUCUAGCAUUAGUCAUGAAUCUGAAGAAGACAAUGAUGUUCCCAUUGAUGGUACACUGAAUGCUAGAGACUCAGAAUUUGUUUCAAGUGGUCGGAGUCUAAGUGAAGAGAGCGUUACAUCAGAUAAUGAUUUUAAUAUGGGUUGUGAUGAUGGCAUUGUAGUAGGUAACAAGAUUAAAGGUCCAUUGCAACCAAUAUCUGUGCUACAACCAGGAGAUGGAAGUGGUAGCAAAACUGAAGAAGAGAACCAAGAUUUAAGUCAAGGGAACUUUCAAAAGAAAAAAAGUAAAGGAAAAAACCAAAUAAAAAAUGCUACAGAAGAUGACAGUGCAAGCCAGAAACAACUGAAACGAAGUGGACAAUGCAAACGUCAGAAUGUAAGAGGAACUGACAUAUGUUUACCAUAUUCUUCUCCUGUUUCUGAAAGUUAUGAUAUUUAUCAACACCAAGAAAGAAUGAGGCAAAAAAUUAAAGAAGUGGAAGAAAAGCAACCAGAAGUCAAAACCGGAUUCCUGGCAUCUUUUUUAGACUUUCUAAAAUCUGGGCCCAGGCAACAGUUUUCAGCACCUGCUGUACGAAUGCCUAACAGGACUAGGCGGCCAGUUACCCAGAUAGUCCGUGCCCCAGGUCCCCAGCCACCUUCAAAGCCACAGCCAGCAGCAGCUCCUUUGUCUGUUGAGGGUGCCUGUGAAAGUCCAACCAAAAAAGUUGAUGAUGAACUUAAGAAAAAUUUGGAAACAUUGCCUUCAUUUUCUUCUGAUGAAGAUGAUUCUGUAGGCGGUAACCACGAUCUUCAGAAGAGCAUUUCUACAGCAUUAUCAGCUUUGGAUGAUACUGCUGACAAAAAAAACAAAUCAGAAACUGAAAAAAUGGCAGUUGCUACUACUGCCAACACCACUGCUCUUGUAAAGCAGGAAUCUCCAAACACUACUGCUCCUGUGGUAAAUGUUCAGGAGAAAACAAGUUCAGCAGAACUCCUAAAGAUAGCUGACCAGGAUGGUGUGACUUCAGACCAGUUAGCAAAAAUACAGGCAGCUGUUGCAAUAGAAGGAUGUACUGAUGAGGAGAAUACGGACAGUGGAGGAGAGGGCAUGUACAGAGAACGUGAUGAAUUUGUGGUGAAGAUUGAAGAUAUAGAUAUGCUAAAGAUGGCUUUACAAACAGGAAAAGAGCCUCCAGCAAUCUGGAAAGUACAAAAGGCUUUGUUACAAAAGUUUGUUCCUGAAGUUCGAGAUGGACAAAGAGAGUUUGCUGCUACUAAUAGUUAUCUUGGAUAUUUUGGGGAUGCUAAAAUGAAAUACAAACGGGUGUAUGUGAAGUUCAUUGAAAAUGCAAACAAAAAGGAGUAUGUCAGAGUCUGUUCAAAAAAACCACGAAGUAAACCUGUACAGUCUGCAAGGCCCAUUCAUUACAAACCAAGUAACAGCACCAGCAAAGGUCCUGAUCCUCCAGCACCAAAAACUACAACAACAAAAGUCUCUUCUGUGAAACCCAAAUCUAAACAGCCAAAGAUAAAGGCUGAACCACCACCAAAGAAACGGAAAAAAUGGAAAGAAGAGUUUUCAUCUUCCCAGUCUGAUUCUUCUCCUGAAGCCCAGAGUGAUGAGGAUGAACUUGUCCCUCCAUCUCCUUUUUUCACCCGCUUUUUGAAUACAAGAGCUAUGAAGGAGACCUUUAAGAGUUAUAUGGAGCUGCUUGUUAGCAUUGCCUUAGAUCCAGAUACAAUGCAAGCCUUGGAAAAGAGCAAUGAUGAGCUUCUUUUGCCUCAUAUGAGAAAAAUUGAUGGCAUGCUGAAUGACAACAGGAAAAGACUGCUUUCCAAAUUACGUUUGGAGCAUACGUUCAAGAAUCCUUUUUGCUUUUAUGCUCUGUUUAAGAGUGCUUUGGAAAACUUUCCUGAACUGACAGUAAUCACUCGCGAUUCUAAAACAAAAAGUGGAGGAGCUGCUCUUUCUAAAAUCAGAAUGAAUGGUAAAGCUUACAACAAGAAAACACUGAGGACUUCUAAAUCAACCACUAAGUUAGCACACGAGUUUACUGUAGAUCCAGAAAAAAUACAGUUGUACUCUUUGUAUCACUCACUCCAUCAUUACAAAUACCACAUAUAUCUGACAUGUAAAGAGGAGAUUUCUUCUGUUCAGAAAAAGAGUGCAGAUCUAGGACAGGAGGAGAUUGUUCAGCUGUGCAUGAAAAAUAUAAAAUGGGUGGAGGAUCUUUUUGAAAAGUUUGGUGAACUUUUGAAUCAUGUACAGCAGAAGUGUUCAUAACAAACUUUCUUCAGAAUCUGACAUUUUUCUACAGCACUAACCUGAUGGAAAAGAAAGCUUAGAGAAAGACUCUGAUUCUCGUACAAUACCAGACUAUGUUCUUAUUCAUAGGCAUUUUAUUUCUCUUAUGGAUCUUUGUAUUUUGGCGCCUGCUAAGGAAAAGUGGUGCUGCCAAGGAAAUGAGUCUUUUAGAGAUGGAAGUAAACAUAAACAUCACCACAUUUUAACCUGAAUAAUGAUUUUUGUAUUUUGUAAACUAUUGGGUAACUUAGUUUUAUUUUCAGAAAUGUUUUUGACAAAUGAUAAAGCAUGCACUAAGUAUAAUUUUUUCUUUAUUGCUAUAGAGAUAACACUUAAAAUACUAUGGCUGUUUCCGUCUCUGGUGAACACCAAAAAGAGUCAGGGCUGGGGUAAACUAAUAUUUGCAUUUCUGUCUGGCCAUGAAAUUUAGAGUAUUAUGCAUUUUGUAAACAGAGCUGGUGUGACAUCAAAUUCUGUAUACAAAUAUUGCCAUCAUAAAAUUCAGAAAUGUAAUUAUGCUUUAUGGACUCCUUUUACUAUUAUCAUGUUCAGGAGACUGAACAUGGAGUUGGUGCAAUCCGAUGACUGCUUUUUGUGUCAAAUUAUAUUGUAAUGAAAGACAAUGACCUUAACUAUUUUCCCUGUUUUGAAGAAAAAUAUUUUCCUUUAUACUGUGUUUUUUGUUUGUUCUUUUGGAAAAAAAAUUCAAUUGUACAUUUUAUCUCACUAAUAGUAUUUUUCACAGAGAAAAUAUUGUGGUUAAAGUUGUUUCAUGUAUCUUUGUAAUACACUUUACAUUGUUUUCAGUAAAUCUUAUUCAUUUAUAUGUUGAUUUCAUAUUGUAAACUAUAUAUCUUGAGGUAACCCUUUUUGUUUCUACAGGUUUUCUUCAGUGUUAACCAGAAUAAUGCAUAAUAGAUGAGUUUUGCUUUAAGUGUAGUUGUGUUAGACACUGCAGUUAUUUUCUCAUACGUGAAAAUAAAUUUCUUACUAAACUGGC